AUGAUCAUUCAGCAAUGCUUCAAGGCGAAACCUGGCACUAGGCGUGAGACUGAUGUAGCUCCACGAUGGUCUCCGCCGCCUCCAGGUGUUGUCCUUGUUAACUCUGAUGUUGCGCUAUUCGCGGACUGCAGGCGGAUGGCCAUGGGAGCAGUUCUUCGCGACUCCGAGGGGAAGUGCUUGGCUGCGGCAAGCUUACCCCUCCAUGCUUUUACAUCUCUAGAAAUGGGCGAGGCACUAGCUCUACGCGGUGCGGUGAUGAUUGCAUGCGACAAGGGCUUCAACAAAGUGAUCUUUGUCUCUGAUUGUUUGUCUUUGAUCCAGAGGCUCAACUCUCCAGCACCAGAUCGCUCCGAGGUUGGUUCAGUGGUGAAGGACAUCAAGACCUUGGUGGCACGCUUCUCCACUGCUAGUUUUCGGAUAGCACAAACAGAGAAGCAUUAUUGGUGCUCUUCAUUAUUUAACAUUGGCAAUACCGGACUUGACGUUUAG
Lolium perenne is the source of this 489-nucleotide messenger RNA. RefSeq lists its product as uncharacterized. Gene Ontology annotation, molecular function: nucleic acid binding; RNA-DNA hybrid ribonuclease activity. NCBI's taxonomy places the organism in Eukaryota, Viridiplantae, Streptophyta, Magnoliopsida, Poales, Poaceae. The record is from RefSeq and is a predicted model, not a curated record.